AAGAUUAAGUACAAUGAAGACGUGUACAAUGCCUGCAUGGACGCAUUUGACUGCUUGCCGUUGGCAGCCCUCAUGAACCAACAGUUCCUCUGCGUUCACGGUGGUCUUUCUCCCGAAAUCCAUUCGCUGGAUGACAUCAGAAGGGUAUGA
Dibothriocephalus latus is the source of this 150-nucleotide messenger RNA. The record is from the annotation of a GenBank genome assembly. NCBI's taxonomy places the organism in Eukaryota, Metazoa, Platyhelminthes, Cestoda, Diphyllobothriidea, Diphyllobothriidae.